Messenger RNA from Xyrichtys novacula (pearly razorfish), 8095 nucleotides. Lineage: Eukaryota; Metazoa; Chordata; Actinopteri; Labriformes; Labridae. The record is from the annotation of a GenBank genome assembly.
CAAUCACAUGUUGGAAAGUCCACAUACUUUUGUGGGUUUUCUGCCGCUCUGACGUGUUUCUGGUGUUUCUACGGUGAUGUUUUGAUGCUCUCCUCUCCUUCGUUCACAGUCGCUCAGCUUCAGCCGCUCACAGCAGAAAAACAAAGGAGUCACAAGCCGACCUGAGCGGCGGCCUCGUUAAUAUGCGGCGUGCACGGAUAGAAAGCCUCUCUGUGGUUUCUAAUAAAGGCUCAGUGUUUCCGAGUGUGUGGACGUUGCCCCCUCAGUCCACUCUGGAAGGGAAGUGACUGGAUUACCCGGUAAUCCCAUUAUGAUGCUGCCGCGAUGUGAGGGAUUAGAAACUAGAGGCUGGAGCUCCAGGACCGGAUCAACAGUGACCGCAGGGAAACACACGGAUGGACCACGAAGAGCCUGGAUUACCCUGAUGGACCCCUGGGACCCUGAGCUGAGCCCACCUGAGCCCACAUGGUGAGUGUUUGUGGUCUGUGUCGGAGUUUUUGUGGGUGUCAGCGGUCCUCAGAUGGACAGGCAGUCAAACAGCUGAUGGAUGGCGAGGCGGCAGAGGAGGAGGCGGCGGCGGCCAAGUUUGGUGUCAGCUUAAUUGAGCCGUAUUUCAUAUUAUGUAAUGACAGCAGGAGAGACGUUUGUGUGGAGUCCAAAAACAUCUCAAGACUUCAGAAAACAUUUAAUAAGAAAACGACACGAUUUAAAAAAACGGGAUUAAUGUGAAUUUAACUAAUUUAUUUAGAUUAUCAACAAAACACGUUUAAAAAAUCAAUAAAUGUCCUUUACAGUGGUGAUUUAAUUUACUUUAUCACACUUAGACAGUGGAAAAUAUAGACAUUUAAUAAAUAUACAUCAGUUAUUUUAAAAUGAAACUAAGAAAGAAGGAAAAACACAACGACAAACAAACAAACAAAGCAGACAAAAUAAAAAACAAAAAAAUAAAGAUUUUUUUUAUUAUAUUGUAUUAUAUUAUUAUUUUUAUUAUAUAUUUUUGUAGAUUCUGUCUUUCUGUUUUUGUUGUUUAACUUUAAAUAUAAAAAAGUCGUGAGUUGAUUUUCGUCACCGGAGUCUAAAUAAAAUCUGUAAAUGAUCAUUUUUUCCACUUUAAAUAGAAAUCACUGUAACCUGCGGAUUAUAGAAUUAAAAUUAUAGAAUUAAAAUCAUUUUAAAACUAAACUUGAAAAUUCUAAUUAUAUUUCUAAAUACUUUAACUUUAAAAACAAUAAAAUUCAGUUUUGACAGAUUGAACUCUGCAGAUUAUUAAGUUUGUUUUAAUAUUUUAUAUUUAAUAUUUUCAAACCUUAAAGUACCUGAGUGAGGAGUAAAUCUACCGUCACUGUUUGAUCUCUCACUGAUGGACGAGGAUUUACUCCUGACUUCAUGAUCAUGUGACUUCAGGGUUUGAUCGUCUAAUAAUAAAACUUGACGAACUUCACCUUUAAUCACAUCAGGACUGACGUGUUACCGCUGCAGCGCUGGUCCUGACAAAUGUGGAUUUCUCACCUGAGAGCCACCGACCAAAACAGAACCACAGCGUGUUCUCUCCUCUGAUUGGUGGGUAGAUAACCAAUCAGGUUAUAAGAGGCACAGGUGAUAGAAUCAGAUUCACUCACACAGGUGUGUAUAAAAGCUGAAGUGAUGAAGUUCAGAGUUCGAUCCUCCUGAUGAUGAACGUUCAGACAGGACGGCGUCUUCGUCUUCAUGGAGAGAAACUCAGAAACUCUUCAAACAGACAGAAAAGUCAAUCCUCGAGUUUCAGAGGAAGAGAAAUAAAACAGGAAACUUGAUUAAAACUAAAAGAGAUUGAAAAAAAAAAGGAUUUUAAAGUUAUUACUCCUCUUCCUUCUUCUUCUUCUUCUUCUCCUCCUUCUCCUUCUUCUUCUCCUUCUUCUUCUUCUUCUCCUUCUCCUUCUUCUUCUCCUUCUUCUUCUUCUUCUUCUUCUUCUUCUUCCUCUUCUUCUUCUUCUUCUUCUUCUUCUUCUUCUUCUUCUGGCUGCAGGCGACUUUAUUUCAUUACCCGUUUAAUUAAAAAACACGGAGAAAUGCUCCCGAGCAACUUUUGAGCAUUUCUGCAGACUGAACAUGAAACAGCGACGGUUUCUGGAGCUCGUUUGUUUUCACUAAAUUUGCUGAAUUUCACUUUUUUUUUUUUCAAUCAAAUUAACAUAAAAGUGAAAAACCUGAAUAUUCAUCCUGUUACAGGAGCCUGCAGAGCGGCGAGGAGCGGCGAGGAGCGGCGAGGAGCAUAUCUGUUUUUGUACAAAUGAAGAGAGACGAGGGAAUGAUUAACCCGUGUGUGUGUGUGUGUGUGUGUGUGUGUGUGUGUGUGUGUGUGUGUGUGUGUGUGUGUGUGUGUGUGUGACUGUCAGAUGUGUCAGUGUCAGUGUGUGUGUGUCUGACAGGAGGUGAAGGUCUGGAUGAGGGACAGAGAUCACUUAAACAAAGACGGACCAGCAUCUGAGACGGACAGACGGACAGACAGACAGACGGACAGCAGCAGACUCUAACUCUCUCUCUCUCUCUCUCUCUCUCUCUCUCUCUCUCUCUCUCUCUCUCCUGCUGCAUUUGUGUUGAUUUGAGUCGAUUAUUCUACAGGCGUACAUAUACACAUAUACAUCAUCAGACUGGGAGGAGUGUCCCGCUGUAGUUCAGAGAGUUCCUCCUGUUGGCCGACAGACUCGCUCUGUUCUGCAGAAACAGCUGCGACUCUGUCAGGUCUGAAGAAACGGUCUGAGUCUGAAACUGUUUCAACCAGAGGAACGAGAAGAAGCAGGAGAGCCGGAGAUCUUCAUGCAGGAUUCACCGUCAUCAUCAACCUCUUCCUCAGCAGACCAGGAGAUCGUGAAGAAGUCCGGAGUCCGGAGUCCGGAGUCUGGGUCUCUGAGAACCUGCAGCUUCAUCAGGUAAUGAGUGAAAGUGGUCUGAGGGUUUAUGGUGGUCUGAGGUAGAAGACUCUGCAGGUCUGAUUUAUGACGGAUGUUUGGCUGAGAUGUAAACGAGAAAAUGUUUUAAUAACUUCAUUCAGCUGAGAAGGUUUCAGUGAGAGGAGCAGAAAAGUGUCUGUGAGAAAAUCAACAAGAAAUCUUCUAAUGUGACGAGAAGAGAAAAAACUGGGACCUGAGAUCUGGAGUCUUCAGACCAACAUGAUCCCUGAAAAACCCUUCAGAGUGACUCUGGAGCCUCUGAGUUCGGCGUUUUACUCUUCUUCUUCACUUCAUCGUGUUUUUAUCGUCAAUAUUCAGACGUCUGUUAUCUUUAAAUUUGUGGCUCCACCUCUGAAGGUCUGUCUUUGUUUGGGGGGGUUAGUGAUAACUGGGUCAGUCCAGAGCGGUGGACUCUGGAGUUUAUGGUCUGUUUGAACACAGACACACUCUGAACCUUCACACAGAUUCAAACCCUGACCUCCGACCCCUGACCUCCACCUUCAUCCUGAUCGUCUCCUAAAAGGUCAUAUCCUCCGAUCGUAGCUGAUCAUAACCAUUCAAGUUAACGUGUCAAUUUACACCGACUUCUUUCCGUUCCUCUGAGGAUCGCCGGACUCCUCAGCUGAUCACAAGAGUUCAACCCGCCGCCGCCGUUUAUCCAGACCCUAAAUCUAGGUGAGUCCACUCUGGAGGUCGGACUGUGUCGACAUCCUGGUCAGACGGGUCCGUCCUGCAGAGUCGGACUCUGAGUCAGGGGACGGGGACUGAUGUGGACUCCAUGUCAGGGUCUGGUUCUCACUGCUGUUUCCUUUUGUUUGACAGGAACUCGCUCGUCUCUCCUCGCCAUGGCGUCAGCAGCUCUGGAGCUGAUGGGCUUCUUCUUGGGCCUUCUGGGCAUGCUCGGUACGCUGGUCGCCACCGUCCUUCCUUACUGGCAGAUUUCCGCCCACAUCGGCUCCAACAUCGUCACGGCGGUGGCCAACAUGCGCGGUCUGUGGAUGGAGUGCGUCUACCAGAGCACGGGGGCGUUCCAGUGUGAGACCUACAACUCCAUGUUGGCGCUGCCCUCCGACCUGCAGGCGUCCCGCGCCCUCAUGGUCAUCUCUCUCGUCCUGUCCAUCCUCGCCAUCGCCGUGGCGGUCCUGGGGAUGCAGUGCACUCUCUGCUUGGAGGGCUCGGGCACGGUUAAGAGUCGAGUGGCGGGCACCGGAGGGGGGUUAUUCCUCGCCGCAGGCUUCCUGUCACUCAUCCCGGUGGCGUGGACCACCCAUGAGGUGGUCCAGAGCUUCUACCGACCGAGUCUACCGGCGAGCAUGAAGUUUGAGCUGGGGGAGUGUCUGUACGUGGGGCUGGCCUCGGCGCUCAUUUCCAUGCUGGGCGGAGCCAUGCUGUGCGUGUCCUGCUGCGAGGAACAGGAAGGCGGCCGUGCGAGGCGUCUUGGUGGAGGGUAUCCGUACCCGGUUCCCGGUGGGAUCCCGGGUCCAGGGGUGCGGACGGCCUCACAGACCUACCGAAACCCCACCCUGCACGCCGCGGGAGUCAACGCAGCCAGCAGGGGGGCGACCCUGCUCCGCAGUAACACGGGAAGCUCACAGUCAACUGCACACGCCGCACAGGGCGCCAAGAAGCCCACGGCGGCAGGAUAUGACAUCACAGGAUAUGUGUAGGGGUGAGUACGCCGCGGGUCGAUUAAACGGACAAUUAUUGGUUCACGGACACAAACGAAGACCAAUCAGGUGAUUUCAAGAAUCUGUCCAUGACGUGACGUCACGUUGGCGCCGGCCUUCCUCACCCGUGGAGGGUCCGGUUUUUGGUUUCUUACAGGAUUUGUUGGACCACCAUGACAGGAACAAACUGGUACAAACUAUCUAACGGCUCUGAUUCUGUAAAUGUUGGACCGGGUCACGAUUCCAGAACCUCGUCAGCAGCUCGGCGGUCAGACUCAGGACUUUCACCGUCUCAUCCCUGUGAGCAGGACUUAGUCUGAUCCUGGUCUGUGACUCCCAGUUUGUUCUGACCCGGGAUUUGAGCCGCAUUAAAGCUUCAAUGAGGGUUUUUAUCACAACGUAAACAAGACCAUCACAGACCAUCACAGACCAUCACAGACCCCAGAGAGGGUCUUUAUUUACUCUUUUUAAUGUCUUAAAAAACUACAGUGUGUGUGUGUGUGUGUGUGUGUGUGUGUGUGUGUGUGUGUGUGUGUGUGUGUGUGUGUGUGUGUGUGUCCGAUUCCCAGAUCAGAUAUUUACUUUAACUCGAACACUCGACUGUCAGCAGGAUGAGGUUUUUGUCACAGCUUCAACAUACUAAGACCGUUUUGUCCACAGGGGGGCGCCAACGUUGAGAUAAACCAAAAGUUCCUCACAGGAGCUUUAAAGAAGAAAAAGGAAGAAAAGAUAAAGUUAUAAAAAUAAAGUUUGAAGAUUCAGAGAGUAGAGUCGUGGUUUUUAUCUUUGAUUCGUCUAAAUUAAACCUUUCAGAGGAAAACGCUUCGAUCUCUCUCAGUCACUCUUUAUUUAUAAAUCAUUUAAUUCUCAUUAAACUUCAUAAAUUUUUAAUAUUGUGGUUUAAAAAAAGAUUUUUACUCUUUUCUGAUUUUAUUCUCAUGAAUUUACGACUUUUUACUCUUUUACCUGUAAAAUCACGACUUUGUUUAUUUCAGACUUUUUGUUUCUUUAUUCUAUAAAAUUUUUAGUGUUUUGACUUUUUUCUCAUUAAAUCCAAACUUUGUAAAAGUUUAUUUAAGACUUCUCUCUCUCUCUCUCAGGAGUAUUUUAAACCAAUCAGUUGUAUCUUGACUUUGUCGUCAUAAAACUUUGUCUUCAUUGGAGUAAAUUUGUGACUUUUUUAUGACUUUGUUCACCUGAAAUUUGACUUUUUCUUCUUAAACUUUGAAUUUUUUACGACUUUAUUUCAUCAAAUUUUAAUCUGAGAAAUUUAAUUUUUUUCUCAUAACUGAAUGAGAUUUUUAUACAUGAACUGUUCUGUAGUAGAUUGAUGAUUUUUUUUUUUACUUUAUUUGGACCAUUUUAAUUUUUCAGGUCUUUACUGUAAUCCUAGUUUAUAUCAUUUACAUAUAAACAUAUAUUAUAGUAUUAUAGUAGACGUGGUCCAUCAGGCUGUUUGAAAACACUGAAGUUUGACGGUUCCAUGUUGAUAUUUUUUGACCACCUUUUCAUUUCUGAUCAGAAUUUUCUUUUAUUGAUUAUUUUAGGAAGAAUUUAAACAGUUUUUGAAUUUUAAAAGUCGAUUAAUCACAGAACUGUCUUUUUUUAUCCUAAACCUUUUGUUGUUUUUUGUUCAUGUUAAUUCAAACUGUGCCUUCGUAUAUUAAACCCUCAUAUAUAACAGGAUGAACACGUGGACCUGAGAUCAGGUUUAUAUCUGCUGAUAAACGUCUGAACAUGUUUACUUCACAGACUUUAUUCAGUGGGUCCGUCUGAACUCGUCAUGAUUCUUAUAUAUUUAUAUUUAUACCAGAGUAAAUGUGUCGAUCCUUAUGGACCAAAAUCCAGACCUCAGAAAUCAGAACGACCUCCAUGAUAAUAAAUAAUUUAGUUCUUUAAUUUUGUUGUUUGUGACUUUUACAGUUUUUGAUUUCUCAGGACAAACAUGAUGAAGCCUUGAGGUCAUUUUAUUUAUUUAUUUUUUCACUCAAUUGUUCUUUUUUUUACACAAACGUCUGCUGAUGAUUUGAUUUUUCUUCCACACCAAAAACCUGUUUAAUUAAAGCAAAAAGAAAAAACAGACAUGGUUGAUUUUUGUCCUUUUUCCGUCUUAAAAACACUCUUUGCUCCAACAUGAAUGUCUGAUGGUAAAAUUUUAAAGAGCGGUGGCUUUUUGAGAAGAGAGAAUAAUUCAUUUUUUUCUUUUUUUUGUGUUUAUUCUCUUAAUCCGAAUCCACGUCCUUAAACUCAGGAGCAGACGUUCCCUCAGAGUUUCAGAGGGAAACUCAGAAUCUUUAGUCAACAAAUUAGGAAACAUUCAGACUGCAGGUCAGUUCUGAUUUUUUCAUCGGAGUGUGAACAGGUCAGUUCUGAUUGCAUUUUAUGCUUUGUGCGCACGCGGGUCACUUCAUGGACGCAUUCUGUUCACAUUAGAUGAUCGUUGUUGUUAAAUGAACGACCGCACAGAAAGAUCAGAUUUAACAAAAAAUCAGAAUCGUUCAUCAGAACCUGCAGAGUGAACGUAGACGAAGAUAAACAUGUUUGUGAGUUUGGAAAACUGCAGUAAUGUCACUACGCAGAGUUGACCCAAAAAUUCAGAUUAAAUAAAAGACGAAACUAGAAACAACAAAAACUUACUUUGAAAAAAACACAAGGAGACGAGGGACUGACAGAUCCAGGAUCACGGUGAACAGACAGACAGACAGACAGGGACUAAAAACACACUCAGGUAAACGAGACACAGGUGAGACUGAUGAGUGAGGAACGAAGGAGGGAAAACUAGAAACACAAGGAAUCAACUCCUACAAAAUAAAACAGGAAAUAAACACUGAAAACUGAUCUAAAGAAUAAAACUCAGAGAACAGGAGGGAAACAGGGUCAGACGGAGAACUCUGAAACUGGACUACAGGAGAACUGGAACAAUCAGGAAAAUACAGAAAAUGAUAAAACCAUGAGGAGAAAACUAAAUAAACAGGAUAUAUCACGAUAAACUGGUGUUAGUUUCCAUGUGUCUGUGAUUGUUGUUUUACAGAAUAAUAUCCUCAUUUAUUUAGUUUGGGAAAUAAAGAUGAAACAUUUUGGUUCUUUAUGAAGUUUUUCUGUUUCCUCAAACCUGAAGUGGGUUUGGUCCCAACUGUGUAAAAAAAAGAGUUUAUAUUUAUAAAAGUUCAUUUCUGAGUCAAAUAUUGUCUGUAAAGUUCGUUCUUUAAUCUGCAGUAUUUAUUUCACUCAGAGUGAGUUCGGUCUCUUCGGUCUCUUCGGUUCGGUUCCUCAUCCUGACGUCGGCUCCUCUCUUAUCCAGAGUUUUUAACGGUUAAAAUAAAACAGCGUUUCUUUGUGUUGGAGGAGCGUUCGGAGUGUUUUGAUGGUUUAGGAUGAGAAACUGAUCACAGCCCUGAACUUCAGGCCAACAGCACAAACAGACUGAACAAACAGAGCAGAGCCACUUUAGACCGAUCAAUACGCAGUUUCACUGAACGCCACGGGUCGACCCCGAGA